UCGAUCAGAGACAGUGUAAAAUUGGAUAGCAAGCAGCUACGGAGGAAUUGUUCACGAGUCGACGAAACAUACUCAAGAAAGAAGAACUAAAUCAUAUAAUCCCAGCGAUUCACGAAACGCCCAGGUAUUUACUACGUCGUAGUAGCUUUCGAUAUAAAAAAAAUUGAUAUAACUCAAAAGAGAAUAAUUAAUGCUGUGGGUACAGACUGAAGUAAAGGGAAUGUUUGACCCUGGAAAUGAGAUAUAAAAUAUAUUGGCUUCUAAAAUGCCAAUUCUUGUACUGCAUGUUCUCUUCUUGGAAUCUAGUGUUUGGACAGAUUCGUUAUUUGAUUCCUGAAGAACUACAACUCGGCGCCUUUGUUGGGAAUAUCGCUGAGGAUCUCAGCUUGGAUAUAAAGCAGCUCUCGGCUCGCAAUUUGCGGAUAGUAACCGGGCCCAAGAAACAAUGUGUGGAUAUAAAUUUGGACACUGGCAUUUUAAUUGUGACGAAAACAAUUGACAGAGAAGAGAUUUGCGGACAGAGCCUCAGUUGUGCGUUAAACUUUGACGUUUUCCUUGAAAACCCUUUAAAGCUGUACCAGGUUACAGUGGAGAUUCUCGAUGUAAAUGACAAUGCUCCUGGUUUUCCAAAUACACCAUUCCGCCUAGAAAUCUCAGAGCGGUCGCUUCCAGGGACGCGCUUUCAACUCGAGCCCGCGCACGACCUGGAUGUUGGAGCUAAUUCCGUACAAACCUACGAGCUCCUUCCGAACGAUUAUUUUAUCCUCGAUGUGCAAAUGCGCGGUGGUAAAGAGAAGUCUCCAGUGCUGGUUCUGCAGAGACCUUUGGACAGAGAAACGGAAUCCAGCUGCAGGUUGACGCUGAUAGCCAAAGAUGGUGGUGUGCCUGUCAGAUCGGGCACGGCUCAGAUCACAAUUGUGGUAAACGAUGCAAACGAUAAUGCUCCUGUCUUCCCGCAGUCAGUUUACAGAGUCAGUCUAUUGGAGAAUGCAGCCAAAGGAACUCACGUAAUUAUAUUAAAUGCCACUGACUUGGACAGUGGUGUCAAUGGAGAGAUAAACUAUUCUUUUGGUCGCUACACUUCAGCUCGAGUUCGGGAAAUGUUUGCCCUGAAUUCCAGAACUGGUGAAAUCAGCGUGAAAGGCAAGUUGGACUAUGAAGAAAACGACGCCUUUGGAAUUAACAUACAAGCUACAGAUGGAGGUCCAGACGCGAUGUCGGGACACUGUGAGGUUUUAGUAAAUAUUAUUGAUGUGAAUGACAAUCCACCUGAAGUGACGUUGACUUCUUCAUCGAGUAUAAUCUCGGAAGAUGCGCCAGUCGAGACUGUAGUCGCUCUGUUCACUGCAGCAGAUAAAGAUUCAGGCACCAACGGGCAGAUAGAAUGUCAGAUUUCAAAUAAUCUGCCAUUUAAUCUGGAUUCCUCUCUAAAGAAUUAUUAUGGAUUACUUGUUCAUCGUCCACUGGAUCGUGAAAAUACCGCCAAGUAUGACGUUGCAAUAACAUGCACAGAUUUCGGGAAUCCUCCUCUUUCAUCCCAGAAAACCAUUCGGGUAGAGGUUUCCGAUAUAAACGACAAUGCGCCCCAUUUCAGGCAAUCUUUAUUUACAACAAACGUUUUGGAGAAUAAUGCUGUAGGUGCUUCUAUAUUUUCCAUUACAGCCUUUGAUGCCGAUAGUGGAGUGAACGCUCGACUGAAAUAUUCGAUUCUGGAGACUCAAAUUCAUAACGAGUCUGUAUUCAAUUACAUCUUUAUUAACUCGGAUACCGGUGUCAUAUUUGCGCAGAGAUCUUUUGACUACGAGGAAUUGAAAAACUUUCAGAUUCAAGCUCAGGUCAUGGACUCUGGGACUCCAUCACUCGCAAAUAAUGUUUCAGUGGAUGUUAUUAUCCUCGAUCAGAAUGACAAUGCUCCAGUCAUUGUGCAGCCUAUAGUCGAAUUUGGGUCGACAGCAGUCGAGACAAUUUCCAGAUUUGCAGAACCAGGGUAUUUGGUGGCCAAGGUAUCUGCCACUGACGCUGACGCAGGUCAGAAUGCUUACCUUUCUUAUUCGAUUUUUCAAGCUACCCAGCAUAACCUUUUUACUAUUUCACCAGACUCUGGGGAGAUUUGGAUAAUCCGCCAUAUCGUUACUCGAGAUGCCUCAAAGCAAAGAUUGGUGAUUCUGGUAAAAGAUAAUGGAUCACCAUCUCUUUCUGCCUCAGUCACCAUUAUCUUAUCUGUGGUUGGUGGGGACGCUGAAACAUUCUCCAGCGUCAGUAGUUCAUCUGAAAAUCCCAGGUUCAUUCCUGAUCUGAGCCUUUCCUUGGUCAUCGCAUUAGGAACCAUUUCUAGCAUUUUUCUCGUCAUUUUAAUUGUCCUCGCUAUGAAGAUUCAUAAAAGCAGGAAUCCACUGGGUGCUCAGCACUGUUCUCUGGGCGUUUGUUGUUGCCUUCAAACCAGACAAUCUCUGAAUGGAAUUCAAAAGGCUAGUAGAAACGUACAGAUUCCCCCAAAUUACGUUGAGGUAUUCGGUGGUGACCCACUUUCUCAGAGUUUCCGCUAUGAGUCGUGUUCAACGUUGCAGUCAACGCGGCGAGACUACAUAAUGCCCAACACUUACAGGUCAUCCACGGACAAAAAGUAUGCCCAGAACGAUUGUAUUGGUAAACAGGAUCCAGAAUUGCUGCAUACUGAGAAGAUCAGAAACCAUUUGAAUAAUGAGAUUCGUUAUUUGAUUCCUGAAGAACUACAACUCGGCGCCUUUGUUGGGAAUAUCGCUGAGGAUCUUAGCUUGGAUAUAAAGCAGUUCUCGGCUCGCAAUUUGCGGAUAGUAACCGGGCCCAAGAAACAAUAUGUGGAUAUAAAUUUGGACACUGGCAUUUUAAUUGUGACGAAAACAAUUGACAGAGAAGAGAUUUGCGGACAGAGCCUCAGUUGUGCGCUAAGCUUGGAUGUUUUCCUUGAAAACCCUUUAAAGCUGAACCAGGUUACAGUGGAGAUUCUCGAUGUUAAUGACAAUGCUCCUAGCUUUCCAAAUACACAAUUCCGCCUAGAAAUCUCAGAGCGGUCUAUUCCAGGAGCGCGUUUUCCACUCGAACCUGCGCACGAUCUGGAUGUUGGAGCUAAUUCCGUACAAACCUACGAGCUCCUUCCGAACGAUUAUUUUAUUCUCGAUGUGCAAAUGCGCGGUGGUAAAGUGAAGUCUCCAGUGCUGGUUCUGCAAAGAUCUUUGGACAGAGAAACGGAAUCCAGCUGCAGGUUGACGCUAACAGCGAAGGACGGUGGUGUCCCUGUCAGAUCGGGCACGGCUCAGAUCACAAUUGUUGUAAACGAUACGAACGACAAUGCUCCUGUUUUCCCGCAGUCAGUUUACAGAGUCAGUCUAUUGGAGAAUGCAGCCAAAGGAACUCACGUAAUUAUAUUAAAUGCCACUGACUUGGACAGUGGUGUCAAUGGAGAGAUAACCUAUUCUUUUGGUCGCUACACUUCAGCUCGAGUUCGGGAAAUGUUUGCCCUGAAUUCCAGAACUGGUGAAAUCAGCGUGAAAGGCAAGUUGGACUAUGAAGAAAACGACGCCUUUGAAAUCAAUAUACAAGCUACAGAUGGAGGUCCAGACGUGAUGUCGGGACACUGUGAGGUUCUGGUAAACAUUAUUGAUGUGAAUGACAAUCCACCUGAAGUGACUUUGACUUCUUUAUCGAGUAUAAUCUCGGAAGAUGCGCCCGUCGAGACUGUAGUCGCUCUGUUCACUGCAGCAGACAAAGAUUCAGGCACCAACGGGCAGGUAGAAUGUCAGAUUUCAAAUAAACUACCAUUUAAAUUGGAUUCCUCUUUAAAGAAGUAUUAUGGAAUACUUGUUCAUCGUCCACUGGAUCGUGAAAAUACCGCCAAGUAUGACGUUGCAAUAACAUGCACAGAUUUCGGGAAUCCUCCUCUUUCAUCCCAGAAAACCAUUCGGGUGGAGAUUUCCGAUAUAAACGACAAUGCGCCCCAUUUCAGGCAAUCUUUACUUACAACAAACGUUUUGGAGAAUAAUGCUGUAGGUGCUUCUAUAUUUUCCAUUACAGCCUUUGAUGCCGAUAGUGGAGUGAACGCUCGACUGAAGUAUUCUAUUCUGGAGACUCAAAUUCAUAACGAGUCUGUAUUCAAUUACAUCUCUAUUAACUCGGACACUGGUGUCAUAUUCGCGCAGAGAUCUUUUGACUAUGAGGAGUUGAAAAACUUUCAGAUUCAAGCUCAGGUCAUGGACUCUGGGACGCCAUCACUCGCAAACAACGUCUCAGUGGAUGUUAUUAUCCUCGAUCAGAAUGACAAUGCUCCAGUCAUUGUGCAGCCAUUAGUCGAAUUUGGGUCGACAGCAGUAGAAACAAUUUCCAGGUUUGCAGAACCAGGGUAUUUGGUGGCCAAGGUAUCUGCCACUGACGCUGACGCAGGUCAGAACGCUCGCCUUUCUUAUUCGAUUUUUCAAGCUACCCAGCAUAACCUUUUUACUAUUUCUCCAGACUCUGGGGAGAUUUGGAUAAUCCGUCGUAUCGUUACUCGAGAUGCCUCAAAACAAAGAUUGGUGAUUCUGGUAAAAGAUAAUGGAUCACCAUCUCUUUCUGCCUCAGUCGCCAUUAUCUUAUCUGUGAUUGGUGGAGACGCUGAAACAUUCUCCAGCGUCAGUAGUUCAUCUGAAAAUCCCAGGUUCAUUCCUGAUCUGAGCCUUUCCUUGGUCAUCGCAUUAGGAACCAUUUCUAGCAUUUUUCUCGUCAUUUUAAUUGUCCUCGCUGUGAAGAUUCAUAAAAGCAGGAAUCCACUGGGUGCUCAGCACUGUUCUCUGGGCGUUUGUUGUUGCCUUCAAACCAGACAAUCUCUGAAUGGAAUUCAAAAGGCUAGUAGAAACGUACAGAUUCCCCCAAAUUACGUUGAGGUAUUCGGUGGCGACCCACUUUCUCAGAGUUUCCGCUAUGAGUCGUGUUCAACGUUGCAAUCAACGCGGCGAGACUACAUAACGCCCACCACUUACAGGUCAUCCACGGACAAAAAGUAUGCCCAGAACGAUUGUAUUGGGAAACAGGAUCCAGAAUUGCUGCAUACUGAGAAGAUCAGAAACCAUUUGAAUAAUGAGGUGAGCCACUUCGAGAAUGGGAAUAAGAUCCUGGCAGCUUUGAUUUGUUUUUGUGUUUCAAGCAACGUGGGCAUCAUUGUUUGGCAAACAUUAUUGUAUAGCUCCGGUUGUCCUGAAAAAACUAGUUUCCACGGGGCUUCCUCAACUGGUGUCUUUCAGGUGGCAUUGAUGCAUUCAUUCAGUAUUUAA
Molecule: messenger RNA, 5282 nt
Organism: Hemiscyllium ocellatum (epaulette shark)
Lineage: Eukaryota; Metazoa; Chordata; Chondrichthyes; Orectolobiformes; Hemiscylliidae
Product: cadherin-23-like
Exons: 2
Coding region: 237-5282 (1681 amino acids)
Biological process (GO): homophilic cell-cell adhesion
Cellular component (GO): plasma membrane
Molecular function (GO): calcium ion binding
Source: RefSeq, a predicted model, not a curated record